AUGAUCCCCCCCAUACUAUCCUUCUUUGCCUCUCUCCCAUCCCCGCCAGGCCCUCAUCCAGUCGGCUACGCCCACAUCACUUGCCCACCCAUCGCCCCCUUCGCCCACCCCUUUCCUCUCCUCAAAUCUACUUCCAAACCAGCCUUCUCCCUCUCCCACGUCGGAUACGCUGUCUUCUAUCCUUGCAACACAGACUACGAAGAUGCCAAGGGAAAACACCAGGAGCGCAAGAAGGGUUUUGGGUGGGUACCAGAGCCGAUGAGCGAGAUCAUCAAGGGUUACGGAAAGUUUGCUGGCGGCAAAGGGGCGGUGAGCUGGUUCGUGAGACCACUUGGGUACUUUGCGUCUCGCCUCCUCAUGCCCGUCUAUCCUCUUGCCCCUAUCUCGCCUGCACAACGUCCGAGCGCGGGGUAUCCACUAAUCAUCUUCUCGCACGGGCUUGCGGGCACGAGGCAUACGUAUAGCCAGUACUGCGCUGCUCUGGCUUCCGAGGGAUAUGCUGUUCUUGCCGUGGAACAUCGAGAUGGAUCGGGGCCUGCUGUGAUGUUACCGCCAGAUAAGGAAGGUGGCGAGCCAAAAGUCUUGUACUAUACUGGGGUCGAUGAUAUUCAAUGGGAAGAGGGCGAGGAACAGCCUGUCAACCACGCCAGGACUUUGCAACUCGAGAUGCGGUCUCGCGAGGUAUACGAAGUGUACAACUCUUUCAUCAAUCUCACUUCUGCCACUCCGAAUCCCGAGCUGGAGAAGACGGUCGUCAUUGAGAAGCUGGAGGGAAACGACAAGCAGGAAGAGCGGCAAGCCUGGAUCAACGGCCUGAAAGGGCAAGUUGAUGGUGAUGAUUUGAGACUGAUUGGACACUCCUUCGGAGGUGGUACCAUGCUUCAUCUUCUCCAGACUUCAGUCCCCCACCCCUACACACCUCUCCCAACCACUCAAGCCCUCGUUCUUGACCCAUGGCUCGACCCUCUCCCUCUCCCAUCCGACAUCCUCUCAGCGCCUCCAUUCCCCUCUGCCGAGCACAAGACCCUUCCCCCGCUAUUUGUGGUAAACUCUCCCGGCUUUACCGAGUGGGGAGAACAUUUCUCCAGAUUGGUGGGUAUUGCAAAAGGCUGGAAGAAUGGUGAGAAGAAUAGGGCGGGGCUGGUGACACUUUUGGGUAUCGGACAUCAAACCUUUUCAGACUUUCCUCUCCUGUCUCCGACGCCCGCUCAUGCGCGAUCCAUGCUCUUAUCGAUCCACACCCUGUCUGCUGCUUUCCUCUCCUCUCCGUCGACACUCGCUUCUCUCCCUGAAAUCCAAGGUCAGAAACCUGAUGGGGGUCAGUACGAGCACGAGGAAAAGGUUAACGGGGAAGGCGAGAGGUUGAUGAAGGGGAAGAAGGGUAGAGAUGGGCAGGUUGUGGUGCACUUGCUGGCUGAUGAUCAAUGA
Cryptococcus wingfieldii CBS 7118 is the source of this 1428-nucleotide messenger RNA. Its product is annotated as 1-alkyl-2-acetylglycerophosphocholine esterase. Bases 1 to 1428 code for a protein of 475 amino acids. Gene Ontology annotation, molecular function: 1-alkyl-2-acetylglycerophosphocholine esterase activity. The record is from RefSeq and is a predicted model, not a curated record. NCBI's taxonomy places the organism in Eukaryota, Fungi, Basidiomycota, Tremellomycetes, Tremellales, Cryptococcaceae. The transcript has 5 exons.